AUGCGCGUGCACGCUGACACGUGGCCGUGCACGCGCGUUUGCACCAGCACCGAGGCGCGCCCGCGGCCGGCCGUGCACACGCGCGUGUUUGCAGCGCCACGCCCCCGCUCCCCAGCCCCAUCCCGGCCGCAGGAAGCGCAGCCGCGGGCCGGGUGUCCGGCGGUGUCGGCGCAGGGUCGGGGCCAAUCCCCCCUCUCCGGUUACCGGAAGCCUCUCCCGCUCCCCGGCCCCGCAGCCGGGACCCCCCCGCUGCCGCCGGGGCACCGCGCCCGGCCGGACGCCACGGCCCCGCCGCCGCCGCCGCCGCUCACAUUUUCCACUCCCCGGCCCAAAUCCUGCCCCGCACCCUGGGGAAAACUCGGCGGGGAAGGGGGGCGAGGAAGAGGAGGCCGGGCCAUCUUUGGCGAUGGGAGCGAGCCGGAGGCGAGAGGCCAUGUGAGCCGCGGGCCCGGAGGGUCCCCGAGUGGCCCCGAGCGCUCCCAGGUGGCCCCAGAUGCCCCCAGGUGUCCCCAAACGCCCCCAGGUGUGCCAGGAGCCCCCCCCAGCAGCGCCGUGGCCGUGCGUGCCCCGGGCACACGCGUGUGCAGAGCGGCGUGGGUGGGAGCCCCACGGAGGGCGGGGGGGCCGCGCUGCCAGCCCGGCCCCGAGCACAAGGCCCCCUCUGUUCUCCACGCCGGGCACCCGCCCAACCCCAAACCGCCCCCGGGCCCCCCAGCCCGCGCCCACCGGGACCCCCCCGCCCAUCGGUGCCACCCCGAGGUGCCACCCCUGCCCCGCUGCCCCCAGCAUGAGCCCCCAAAUCCGCGGGUGGAGACCCCGGCUCCUUUCAGGCACCCCAAAUCCUUCAGAGCUCCCCAACUCCUUGGCGGGACCCUGUUGAGGACCCCAACCCUCAACUCCUUUGGGGAUCCCAGCUCCGCGGGGGGAGACCCCGACUCCUUUCAGAGCCCCCAAAUCCGCGCGUAG
This is a messenger RNA of Melozone crissalis (California towhee), 966 nucleotides long. Its product is annotated as proline-rich protein 2-like. The transcript has 5 exons. The coding region runs from base 1 to 966 and encodes 321 amino acids. NCBI's taxonomy places the organism in Eukaryota, Metazoa, Chordata, Aves, Passeriformes, Passerellidae. The record is from RefSeq and is a predicted model, not a curated record.